Messenger RNA from Coniophora puteana RWD-64-598 SS2, 694 nucleotides. RefSeq lists its product as uncharacterized. NCBI's taxonomy places the organism in Eukaryota, Fungi, Basidiomycota, Agaricomycetes, Boletales, Coniophoraceae. The record is from RefSeq and is a predicted model, not a curated record. The transcript has a single exon. The coding region runs from base 164 to 523 and encodes 119 amino acids.
GCCUAGGCUCCUUCGACCCCUCCAGCAUGUUUGAACGUUGGAACUUCGCACCCUUUCGCGCUUAGCUCCAACGAUGCCGACGUCCAGCCCCUCUGUCGAAUCUUGCGCCCAUGGAAGAGAACGCCGGUGGAAGGGAAUGGCGUACCUAUAAUACAGGGGUGAUAUGUGUGGCGAUGAUGCUGGGUGGAGACUCGAGGGGCUAGAGCAGAGAACCCCACACUUUCGACUCUUCGAAUUGGAUUGGAUUGACGUGACAUCUCAAGAUCUCAUGGGCGCGCGUAUAUGCGUCCAGCAUGGCACGGAUUCUGUCAAAUAUUCCACUGAGCAGCUCCGCGCGGCGCAUGUCUGCGUCGGGGGCUUGAAGCGCUCAGCGUUCAGCAAUUCCCCCUGGACCGGGUACAUCGCUCGUCAUUGGCGAAACCGUCUUGGACGCUCUCGUGGCCAGGCUGUCCUGUUAUCGGCCGCGUGGAGAUCCAUCGAUCAGACGAGAUCUCGAAAGAAUCGUCGCGGCUGCCCGGAAUAGGCACCUCCACACAUCAUUUGAUAAUUUCUAUUCGAAAUGGAUGCAAUUUUUAGAUUACUUUUCGACAAUCUCCGAUGAGGGUUUCGGUUAGGGACUGUGACUAGUCAUGGUUCCGGAAAGGAAGGCUGUCGUUGUCACACACUCCUUCUGUGACAAUCGGGCUCGUCCAAG